Messenger RNA from Morchella importuna, 1368 nucleotides. RefSeq lists its product as uncharacterized. The record is from RefSeq and is a predicted model, not a curated record. Lineage: Eukaryota; Fungi; Ascomycota; Pezizomycetes; Pezizales; Morchellaceae. The transcript has a single exon. Bases 1 to 1368 code for a protein of 455 amino acids.
AUGCGAGGUGGAAUUCCACAGUCUUGGGAGCACUCGCCGGAGCCCUACGCGCGAUCACGAGGAUUACAGGGAGAGGGUAAAGCUAUUCAGGGAGAACCCGGGAAACCUGGGACCGGUGGAAUACCUUGUCGCGAGAUCAGUAAAGACACUCUUCAAUGCUUUCUGGGGUAUGCCGAGGGUUAUCCAUACGAUCUCAACAAACCGGACAUUCUGCACAAUAUCUACCUAGGGAUGUUGAAGCACAUGAUGGAGUGGGUUCAGGCUUUCUUGAAGAAGCACAAUCGAUUGGAGGAAUUUGACAAGGCUUGGGCCUCGAUUGCGCCUUACCCUGGACUGGCAGUACUGAACAAGGCAUAUCGUGCCACAACCCAAUGGCAAGGGAAGGAGAUGAGAAAUCUGGGGCGGGUCGUUCUUGGAGCACUCGCGGCUGCUUUGAGAAACCCGGGGGUGGCUGUCAGGGGCGACUUUGCAAAGGCAUUGAAAUGUGUACGAGGCUUAAUCGACUUCCACUUAAUGGCGCAGUAUGGGAGUCAUACGACGAGCACACUGAAUUAUAUGGAGAGCUAUCUCGAGGAUUUCCAUAAGCACAAGGAUAUCUUUUUAGAAUUCCGGGCGUACAAGAGGACGGUUAAGGAUGCGAGAGAUCGGACAAAAGCUGUGAAGACCUCAGGCUCCCAGAGCGCUCAGCGAGGUUUGGAGGAGAUUCGCGAGAUACGGGAAAGGUCUCACUUCAACUUCAUCAAAUUGCACGUGUUAACGCACUAUCGGGAACAUGUCGAGCGCUUUGGGAGCAUUCCCCAGUACUCCACCGACAUCAGCGAACUCGCCCAUGUACGUCAGGUAAAAGAGGCAUACGGAGCAUCCAACAAGGUCGAUGCUGCAACGCAGAUACUGGACUAUGGGGGGCGGCGGUUGGCGUUAGAGAUUCGAAUGCUGAAUCUGAAAGACAUUGUUGGAGGUCCUGAGAGCACUGACGACAUCCUUUGGAGCCAUCGAGAUAACCUGAAGGAGUUACUUGAGAUUUUUAAAAUCGAAGACCGGAAAAAAACACCAAAUGAACGAUCCAUAGUAGAAGGCCGACUGCCUCUAAGGCGUCUUUGCAACCCCUCCACGAAAUCGGAAAGACUUUUCAAUAUUGCGGAUGGACUGCAAAUAAGCCAUACCACGUUAUAUCGCCUGAUAAAGGAGUAUGCAGAGGAUACGGGAUGCUCUCAAAGCUUUGCCGGAAGCUCUGAGAGCAUUUUAGAGCGCCGGGUGGAGAUGUUCACAUGUUUGCAGGUUCCGAUACCAAUCUUCCAAAGACCUGAGGUGUACGAGUUCACAAUAUCAGGUGUACGGGAAACGCGGCUUUUAGGAAAGGGAAAAUAA